CGAUACACUGCCGGAGCCUUUUCACUGCAGCAGGGGCCCUUUUACUGCAGGGGCCCGGUCACUGUUGCAGGGGCCCGGUCACUGUUGCAGGGGCCCGGUCAGUGCAAACCAUCAGAGAACUGUGAUCCUGACUCUGAGUCUUUGGACCGCUGCAUCCAGACGUCUCUGUCCGACCUCUACCCCCCCUUCCAGGCCACGUCCUCCACCAUCCUCUGUCAGGUCCUCAGUGUGGUGGAGAGCAGCUACAGUGGAGACGGCCUCCGCUACCUGCUCCACUUCCUGCUGCCGGCCAAGAAGUUCCUGCAGACACUCCAGCAACAUGCCUGUUGUCAGUACAGUGGAGUCUUGUUUCGUCAUGAAGGCUGGCCUCUGUGUGUCCAUGAGAAGGUAGUCGUUCAGCUCUGUCCUCUGGACCAGCAUCUCCUGCGUCCAGGAGACUUCUAUCUGCUGGUAUCUCCUGCGGCUGCUCCUCCUCUUCGAGCACACAGCGCCUCCUGCAGGAGCAGCGUCGCCUCCUCCCCCAGCCUGCUUUUGUGCAGUGUGUCGGCGGGCGGUCGUCAUGUGGAGCGACAGGAAGUGUCGGAGUUAGCCCUGCGGUCACUCUUCAGCAUGGCCUGGCUGGACUCGGUCAACAGGGAGAGGGAGCCGCGAGGAGCGUCCAGGCUGGAGCGCUGCGUCCUCUCUGCCAAUGGAGAUGUCUUCAGGGUUCCCUGGGAGGACCUCGUCUACCCACAAUUCCUCAGCCGGGCGCGAACCACCCGGGUGGAGGACCAAGAGUCUUCCAUGAAGGAAGAGUUAGUUUCUCGAGAUAUUAACUCCUUGACCCAGGAAGAUUUAAAGCUCCUCCCAUCUCAAACAAACCAAUCAGCUGCAAGCAGCGAGGCAGAGGACUCGGAGGGCGAGUACGUGGAGCUGACGGAGCUGACGCUGCCUCGCUUCUCGCCACAGAAAGGUUCUUUAACCCAGUCCAUCAGCCUGCAGCUUCAAGCAAGGACCAGCUCACACAGCUCAACACACACACCUCACAAUAAACAGAUUCCUCACAACACGCACACGCCUCACAGCACGCACACGCCUCACAACACGCACACUGCUCACAACACACACACUCCUCACAACACGCACACGCCUCACAACACACACACGCCUCAAAACACACACACACAUUCUGCUGUGAGCAUGAACACCUCAACGCACACACCUCACAACAAACUAACACCUCUCCACACACACUCCUCCUGGUCCAGUGUGCAGGUCAGUUCUCACACUGGACUUUGCACCAAACUCAUCGAGGAAAACUUCAAGCACGACACAUGCAGACCUGUUGUCCUCACCCCCAUCUCCCCCUCCAACCUCACCCCCACGUCCUCUGCUCCUCCUGAGGUCCUGGAAACUGCCAUCGUUCAGUCAGAGCAGGAGGCCUCUAAGGAGCAAACACAAGGAA
Molecule: messenger RNA, 1444 nt
Organism: Paralichthys olivaceus (Japanese flounder)
Lineage: Eukaryota; Metazoa; Chordata; Actinopteri; Pleuronectiformes; Paralichthyidae
Source: RefSeq, a predicted model, not a curated record